AGACCGCGUCACUCCGGUCACUCGUCACUCGCGAGAGUAUCUGAAGGUUUCUUUUCUAUCGCGAUGCACGCGUUCCAUUGAUACGAUUGGAAAAACGAGAGGAUGGAGGGUGAAUUAAGAAUUGUGGUGAAAUGGAGCGGAAAGGAAUACGAUAUCCUCGAUAUUCAAGUGGAAGACACGGUUCUUACUCUAAAAGAGCGUAUACACAAGGAAACGGGUGUUCGUCCGGAGCGACAGAAGCUGCUGAAUCUAAAGUUUAAAGGCAAGGCAGCGCAAGAUGAGGACAUAAUCGGCAAAUUAAAUCUGAAGCCUGGUUUCAAACUGAUGUUAAUGGGCUCGCGCGAGGAGGAUAUCGCUGAGGUCAGUCAAGCACCCGAGAACGUACCUGAUGUGAUCAACGAUCUCGACAUAGAGGAGGAGGAGGUAGAAAUCGAGAAGGCUGAGAUAAAUCUACGUAAAAUUCAGAUACGAAUCGACCGCUACGUGAUCACAGAGCUGAAUCCUCUAAGGGAGGGUAAGAAGCUCCUUGUGCUGGACAUAGAUUACACUUUGUUCGAUCACAGAUCAGUGGCAGAGAGCGGCUCGCAGCUGAUGCGUCCGUAUCUUCAUGAAUUUUUGACGCGCGCUUAUAAAAAUUACGACAUAGUCAUCUGGUCGGCGACUAGCAUGAGAUGGAUCAACGAGAAGAUGAAGCUGCUGGGAGUUUCGAAUCAUCCGAACUACAAAAUAGCCUUUCACCUGGACGUCCUCGCUAUGAUCACCGUUCACACACCGAAAUACGGCGUUGUCGGGGUAAAACCGCUUGGCAUUAUCUGGGGAAAGUACAAGCAGUUCUCCGCGAAGAAUACAAUAAUGUUCGACGACAUCAGACGAAAUUUUAUAAUGAAUCCGCAAUCGGGAUUGAGGAUAAAACCCUUCAAACACGCUCACACCAGCAGAGUCAAAGAUUUCGAGCUGCUGAAGCUGUCGAGAUAUCUGGAUAUGAUAGCUGACGUCGAUGACUUUCAAACACUUAACCAUAGAAAAUGGGAGGAGUACAAGCCGAAAAAGAGCGGCCAAAGCAAUGAACAGACUAGUAGCAGUGAGAAAAGUUAAAUUUUAACGAAAUUGUUUCUUCUUGCCAAUUCGACGAAGGUAGUCGAUCGAUUGAAGGGGAAUGAUAUUGAUUGACGGGAGGCAUACAGAGUGACUUCAAGAUUUUUAUAUGAUAAAAUGAAAUGCAUGAAGGGCAUGCAUUUGUCAGUUAUUUUAAAAUCAUGACUGAGAAAAACAAGGCUGUUCUACAUACGUUGGAUAGGAAUAACGAGAUUAACUUAGCGUCAGUUUCCUUCGCACUGCAUGAAAAUUUGUAAUGCGUGUGAUAUUGACUUUUCUGAAGACAUACAAUAUUUUCACAUGUUUCUUAUUCUAUGUAAUUUGUGAUGUAUUUAUUGGUUGGUUGUGUAUACGUAUAUAAGAGCCUUUUAAAUAAAAUGCACGAGCGCAAUCAUGUAACGUAUUUGAGUAGAUCCACGUGCUGUGCAUCACGUUUAUAAAGUUUCCUAUAUGUAUUUUUUUUUGUUAUAUUUGCGUUUUGCAACACGCGGCACGAGAUGUCGGCAAAACUUUUAAUUUCAUAUGACAUGAAACGGUUUAAUUGUUCAUAUUUACAUUUACGUGGGCGCACUGCGUGGGUUUCGUGCAGCAUAUUUCAGCCAUUAAUAUAUAAUAAAUGCAUUAAAUUAUGCAGACUGCAAUAUCUAUCUAUAUACACUAAAUACGUUGACGAACUUUUAUUUAGGGAGUUAAUCAAUUGUUAAAUAAGAUACUGUUUCCAUUUUUCAUACCAAUUUAAAGUAUUACGGAAGAAUGUAAAAUAUGAGAAGUUCACAUAACGAUUUUAAUAAAGCUAAUUUUAU
Messenger RNA from Temnothorax curvispinosus, 1898 nucleotides. It is a transcript of the gene Ublcp1, whose product is annotated as ubiquitin-like domain-containing CTD phosphatase 1. The transcript is spliced from 2 exons. Gene Ontology annotation, cellular component: nucleus. NCBI's taxonomy places the organism in Eukaryota, Metazoa, Arthropoda, Insecta, Hymenoptera, Formicidae. Gene Ontology annotation, molecular function: phosphoprotein phosphatase activity; protein binding. Bases 103 to 1095 code for a protein of 330 amino acids. The record is from RefSeq and is a predicted model, not a curated record.